AUGAAGGACAGGGACCGAGAGCUGCACCGCGCACGUGUAGUGUCGAGCGUGGCCGCUACUAUCAUCUCUCUAGCUUGUGGUACCAACUAUGUGUACUCGGCUUGGGCUCCGCAGUUCGCUGACAAGCUGCACCUCACCACCACUGAGUCCAACCUUAUCGGCCUCGCAGGGAAUCUCGGCAUGUACUCCAUGGGCGUUCCCAUCGGCCUGUUUGUCGACCAUCGUGGCCCCCGCCCCGCCGUCAUUGCUGGCUCGUUGUUGCUUGCGUUCGGUUACUUUCCCAUUAGCGCCGCCUUCGAAACCGGGUCUGGAUCUGUGCCCGUCCUCUGUGUAUUCUCUUUCCUCACUGGCCUGGGCGGCUGUAUGGCUUUCAAUGCUGCCGUCAAGACGUCUGCCCUCAACUGGCCCCAUCAUCGAGGAACUGCUACCGCCUUCCCUCUGGCUGCCUUCGGUCUUAGCGCGUUCUUCUUCUCGCUCCUCGGCGGCCUGCUCUUCCCGGGCAACACGAGCGCGUUUCUCUCCCUCCUGGCCAUCGGCACCUUCUUCAUGACCUUUGCGGGCUACUUCUUCCUCAAGGUUUACCCGCACACCUCCUAUCAUUCCCUUUCAGCUGGCGAUCCCACCUCGACAGGUUCGCAGCGGCUCCAUCGCACCCCGUCAUCCGACAGAGCCAAGGCAGCACGCCAUCCCGGCCACAGCCAUUAUCGAUCUCUUGGCUCAGAACCUGGUAGGUCGCCCACCAGCUAUACGACACCCUUGGCCGAUGAAUCGGCCGGGGCAGUGGAGGGUGCCCAACCACUGCAGGAGUCAGUGUGUGCCGGAUCAUCCAAAGACACAGGCCCCGUCCCACGUACCCUCGACGAGACUGAUGUGGAAGUUGUCCUUCCGAUCCAAUCCUCGGACACUGCGUUCCAUGAGGUGGAUGAAACCUCGUCUCUGAUGUCCAAAUCGUCAUCCCCAUCGUCCUCGUUGGCCGGUGAUGUGUUGGUACAGAACAGUGUUGAUUUGGAUCGCUCUCAUCGUAUAGAUAUCCGUGGCUUGCGCCUGCUGCGUAACCUUGAUUUCUGGCAACUAUUCGCUAUUCUUGGAGUUCUUGCUGGUAUUGGCCUGAUGACCAUCAAUAACAUAGGGCACGAUGUCAAUGCACUUUGGAAGAAGUUUGACGCCAAGGUCACUGAAGGCUUUCUUGUCAAGCGACAACAAAUGCACGUCUCCAUACUUUCUGUCGGAAGUUUCAUCGGACGUCUUCUAAGCGGCAUCGGUUCUGAUUACCUAGUGAAGUCCUUACAAGCCAGUCGCGCUUGGUGCCUUGUCAUUGCUGGCGGGCUCUUUUGUAUCGCUCAGCUCUGCGCCGUAAACAUCGAGAAUCCUCACUUCUUGGGCUUUGUGUCUGGCCUGUCUGGCCUUGGCUAUGGGUUCCUCUUUGGCGUCUUCCCCUCCAUCGUCGCCGAGGCGUUCGGCAUCCAUGGAUUGAGCCAGAAUUGGGGCUUCAUGACGCUGAGCCCCGUAAUCUCAGGCAACAUCUUUAACCUGUUCUACGGUGUUGUCUUUGAUAGUCAUAGCAUUGUCGGGCCAGAUGGCGAUCGGACCUGUCCUGACGGCCUGGACUGCUACAAAAAUGCGUACUACGUUACGCUAGUGGCAUCCUGGUUUGGGAUUGCGGUCACACUGAUGACUAUUCGGAACCAAUAUCGACAACGAUUGAAUGAGGAAGGGAAAGUGGCAGCUGAGGAUUAG
This is a messenger RNA of Thermochaetoides thermophila DSM 1495, 1737 nucleotides long. RefSeq lists its product as uncharacterized. The record is from RefSeq and is a predicted model, not a curated record. NCBI's taxonomy places the organism in Eukaryota, Fungi, Ascomycota, Sordariomycetes, Sordariales, Chaetomiaceae. The transcript has 4 exons. Bases 1 to 1737 code for a protein of 578 amino acids. Gene Ontology annotation, molecular function: transmembrane transporter activity. Gene Ontology annotation, biological process: transmembrane transport. Gene Ontology annotation, cellular component: membrane.